Messenger RNA from Epinephelus lanceolatus (giant grouper), 2999 nucleotides. It is a transcript of the gene nkd1, whose product is annotated as NKD inhibitor of WNT signaling pathway 1. The record is from RefSeq and is a predicted model, not a curated record. Gene Ontology annotation, cellular component: cytoplasm. Gene Ontology annotation, biological process: negative regulation of Wnt signaling pathway. Gene Ontology annotation, molecular function: calcium ion binding. Lineage: Eukaryota; Metazoa; Chordata; Actinopteri; Perciformes; Serranidae.
UCUCCAGUCAUACGGUCCUGUACUGAGCGCAGUCUGCCCUCGGUCUCUACGGACGCUCCUCUGUCUGGAUAUCGCAGCCGGUUUCUUUUUUCUGUCUCUGGAUUAUAUUCUUCUGAUGGUUUUCAACUCCAACUCGAUGCAUAGAAAUGGGUAAACUGCACUCGAAACAUGCCGCUAUUUGUAAACCGAGGGAGAGUCCAGAAGGCGACAGUUUUGUAGUCAAUGCCUGUUUGGCGAGAAAGGGAAUCGACGACUGGCUUGUGAAGCAGAAAUACUAUUGCACGAGCUCUCGCCUCGAGCAACAGGACUGUCACCACAAGAAUAACUGCGGUUUGACUACACGGGACUCCGUGCAUGAGGCAUGUGCAGAGAGGAUCGGUGAUGAACACUACCGCUUAGAAGUGGCUUUACCCCCAGAGAAGACAGACAGCUGCUGUGUGGAGGAGAAGAUGCAGGAGAGGGACAGCCAAUCUCCCGCAGGGCCACAGAAACAGCUCCAGUUUGAAGAGUUGGAGUGCGCUGUGUCUGUGGAGGAGGAUAAUCGGCAGGAGUGGACCUUCACCCUCUACGACUUUGACAACAAUGGCAAAGUCACCAGAGAGGAUAUCACCAGCCUGCUUCACACCAUCUAUGAGGUCGUGGACGCCUCUGUCAACCAUUCUCCCAGCAGCAGCAAGACACUGAGGGUCAAGCUCUCGGUGGCUCCUGACUCCAGCCAGCGGUGGAGGAGUUGCACGCAGGGUGCAGCAGACAUGUCCCACCCCAGAGAGAAAAAUGACAAGUGCAUAGAAGACCCCAAGAGUGCAGACAAGAAGACUCGUGCGCUGCUAAGGCGCCACCACAGUGACCACCACACCCAGCCGGGCUGCCAGCGCCACUGUGUGGAUGAGAACCUGGAACGCAGGAACCACUACUUGGACCUGGCAGGCAUCGAAAACUACACAUCCCGCUUCGGAGCCGCCCCCACCACAGAGCCAACGAAGGCAGAGCCUCAGACCCGCUCAUCCAAUCAGACUCGUUCUCGCUCCCAUGAACCAGAAAAUGGCCACUCCCAUUCCCACCAUCGCCGCUUGCAGACUGUCGUGGACACUGUUGCUCCAGACAGCCUCCAACCUGCUCGUACGCGAGGAGCCCAGGACUCAGGGAAACACGCCCUCCGUUCUCCUAAGACCCACAGCCGCACGCCUCCUGCACAGAUCAGCAGCAGAGUGAUGAGAAGCCGAGGUGCCCCUCCUCCCCCGGCGCUACCCAGCCAAACCCCCCCUCACCAGUCCGCAGCCCCCUACCGUAAGCACAAGCAGCGGUCCAAGGAGAGCCAGGGCUACAGGGCCUUAGGCUCUCUGGCUCCAGGACCAGUGGUGGAGAAGGAGCAGGUGAGGGACCUGCCCAGCGUGCUGUUGUACGAAGGGGGGCUGGGGCAAAUGGUGCAGCGGCAUGAGCAUCACCACCACCAUGAACACCACCACCACUACCACCACUUUUACCAGUCCUGAAUUUCCACCCUGUCGGGGACUCAGCUCAGCACUCCUGCAGCACCGCAGAACUCAGACCCUUCCUCCUCAACCACCAGGCCACCCUACAUUGUGCAGUACUGCAGUGCCUUUGUAAUGGACACAGGACAUGGGCAGGAGGGGAGGAUCAUGGAAUGGGGUAUCCCAGUGCUGAGAGGUUAUUAAUCAGUGUUAUAAAGAGGUUGGUCAGACAAACAAAAGCUCGGGUAUGCAGCAGGACAGUGUGUCAGGGCCACAGCAGGACCAGGACUGAGGAUCACAGCUAAGGCUGGAGAGGAGGCACAGAGGGACGAUUUGAUAAGGUCCUCUUGCCAUCGACCCUGUAAUCCUCUACCUGAUGAACUCUAAGGCUCCGAAUCAGCACCACAACCCUUCCAGACCACUAAGCCAAAAGGUUUUUAAGGAAAAGGAGGGAUGAGAGGAAGAAAGACUGUGAUGUAAAGAUGAAAAUAUAUGAAGGAAUAUAGUUGAUAGCAGAGCAGGGCAUAGUAUGUGUGUGUGUGUGUGUGCGCGCGCGUGUGUCUGUGUAAAACAGCGUGUGAAUGUGUGGGCGUAGCAAGAGCGUGUGCAUAUGCGAGUGUCACGACACUGGUGUCUGUUGAAAACCACUUGAAGUGCGCUCCUGGGUGCGUGAGUAUUUAAAGCAGGCUGUCAGGCAGGUUUUUGAAGAUGAAAAUGAAGAUUCUGAUUCAAGCACGCAAUGCCCCGUAAGCAAAAAUGGGUUGGAAAAUGUCGACAUGUUAUAAAGUUAAAAAGAACAGAGAUCCCAAAUCCGCUGCUACCUCUAAUUUUAUCCUAAUUGUUGUUGUGAUGGUGACUUUGACUGAGCGUUCAGAGGUUAUUUUCAAAUUAUUUCGAAACUUUUUUGAAAGAAGAAAAAUCGUGUCAUAAUCCGCAGUACUGAAGUGUCAAAAGCUCCUUACUUUUAUUAACUAACAUUUGCUGUACAUAAGGUAUAUAUUGUUAUCAAUUUUAUAAGCUUUAUUGAUAAUGUGAUAUCUUUGUAUUCACUAUCUGAAGCUUUUUAUGUUUGUUUUCCUUCACAACCACAUUUUAUAAGACCACUAGGAGCCUCAUUUUGACUAGAAAAAGUCAGUCUCACACUCUGUUUCUGCCUCAGUUUCAACUUUCUCACCAUGUCAUCAGAUAUGGAAGUGUGAUCUGGUAAUGAUGCCUGAUUGACUAAAAUCCCAACUCUCAACAGUGCUGUUCAGGAACUCCACCUCACGACACAUACAAGUGCUUUAUAGAACGCAUGCUUGACUGACCUACACUCUGAUAUCAUGGAAACAGAAAGAACAAGGAAUUGUUUUGAGAUUCAUGGCUGUAGUGUAUUAAACACAUCAAAUUAAGGUCAUUUUUAAAAUUUAAAGGUCCAGUGUGUCAAAUGGACUUAGGUGGAUACAUUGACAGAAAUACAGUGUAAUUAAACAAGUGUAUUUUUUUGUGUAGAAUGACCUGAAAAUAAGAAUCUGCCGUUGAGAACGA